Micropterus salmoides (largemouth bass) is the source of this 1051-nucleotide messenger RNA. It is a transcript of the gene dynlrb1, whose product is annotated as dynein, light chain, roadblock-type 1. The record is from RefSeq and is a predicted model, not a curated record. Gene Ontology annotation, biological process: microtubule-based movement. The transcript is spliced from 4 exons. Lineage: Eukaryota; Metazoa; Chordata; Actinopteri; Centrarchiformes; Centrarchidae. The coding region runs from base 124 to 414 and encodes 96 amino acids. Gene Ontology annotation, molecular function: dynein intermediate chain binding. Gene Ontology annotation, cellular component: centrosome; cytoplasm; cytoplasmic dynein complex.
CGCAGCAGUUGACCCGGAAGUUUACCUCAGUUCUUCUCCCAGCAACAAAAGUGAGCUGCUAGCUGUUAUUGUGCUGAACUCGGAGACACAUUUCUGCCAAUUUUUCCUCCUCACAUUAUCAAAAUGGCUGAAGUGGAGGAAACUCUGAAGAGGAUCCAGGGCCAGAAGGGAGUUCAGGGGAUCAUCAUUGUCAACUCAGAAGGAAUCCCCAUCAAGACGACCCUGGACAACUCCAGCACAGUGCAGUACGCAGGACUGAUCCACCAGCUGGUGAUGAAGGCCAGGAGCACCGUACGAGACAUCGACCCCCAGAACGACCUCACCUUCCUCCGUGUCCGCUCCAAGAAGAACGAGAUCAUGAUCGCUCCAGAUAAGGACUAUUUCCUGAUCGUCAUCCAGAACCCCUCAGACUGAAAGAAUGAGCUGCUGUCCUACUCAUUACUCUUCCUUUGUCUUUCAUAUUUAAACAGCCAAAACAUCUUUCUUUGUCUUGCUGAAUGAAAAGAACCAGUUUACCAGAAGCUUUUUAUGCACUUGCUGUACCAGGAAGUUAACGGCAGAAUUUGAAGGUGGAUGAAAUUGAAUCUCCCAAUGACCAGAUGCGUGAACCCUUACAACAGUCACUUACUCUGCAGGCAAAUUUCCCCAUGUUUUAGCAUUCCAGUCUGGUCUCCCCUCUAUGCAUACUGUAUGUCACUGGUGAAUUUCUUUUAAAGUAGUAAGCACAGCUAGGUAUUUUAGCACAUGGUGAGAAGUGCACACCUGCUAAAACACCUGACAGAAGUAGGAAAUGUAAAACUGGACCAGUGCAUACAUGUCUGCACAGUGUACGAGAGAGAACCCGCAACGCAUCUUUAAGUGGAUUUUUUUCUUCAGUUCUGUCUGUAUGGAUGACGAUUGUUAUUUAUUGUUUUGUUGGCAAAAUAUGUUGCAGUACAGUAUUUCACUGGUAAGCGGCGAAGCUACACUACAAACACUUCUCUGCUCUUGCCAUGUCAAAUCUGAUGGUUAUUUUUAAACGAAUUAAAGAAAUAAAAAAAUCAAAAUGGUU